Aphis gossypii (cotton aphid) is the source of this 2568-nucleotide messenger RNA. Its product is annotated as kelch-like protein 21. Bases 475 to 1650 code for a protein of 391 amino acids. The transcript has 8 exons. Lineage: Eukaryota; Metazoa; Arthropoda; Insecta; Hemiptera; Aphididae. The record is from RefSeq and is a predicted model, not a curated record. Gene Ontology annotation, molecular function: protein binding.
GACUCUGUUCGCCACCACCAACGCUUCGCCCGCCGCACGAGUCCGUCCGUACAUUAUAAUAAUAAUAUAUAAGAGACGCAACAUGCUCCGUCCGUCAGUGGCGACCCCACUGAUGUAGCGACAUUUACCUCCCGCUAUCGAUUUUCCCGGUCCCGCGAAUCCAACAGUUGUGCGUGGGCGCCAUCCCACCGACCCCGACCCGACCCACCCUCGCUCUCGACAUCUGAAAGUGAGACUGCGCCGCCACCACCGCCACCACCAUCCUCCUCCAACCGCGAUCGCCCACACCCCUCUAUACAGCGCUUCUUCACUCGUAUCACAGAUCAACCCUCGGACGACCCAGACGACCCGAAUUCAUACUGUCUAUACGCAAUCGGUAUUUCCGUGACGUUGACGUUUAUUGCGAGUUUGAACAUAUUAUAUCUCCGUCAUCAGGGAAAACGGUAAUACUUAGAAACCGAUAUAUUUUAUUAAAUGAUAAGUAUGAGUUGUGAUCAAUUGGAGCAAAUACGAAAAUCUGAAUCAACAGAUAUCAUGGAACCAUUGGAACCACCAGUUAUCGUGGAAUCAUUGGAACCAUCAGAUAUCAUAGAACCACUGGAACCAUCAGAUAUCAUAUCAUAUAUAAUACACAAAGAAGGAAAAAAGUAUGAUGUUAUUUUAAAGACAUCAGAUGGAAAUGAAAUUUAUGUCCAUAAAAGUAUUUUGGCAUCCGCUAGUGAAUAUUUCGAAAAAAUGUUUGGUGGGGGGUUCCAAGAAAGCACUCAAGAUGUUAUCGAAAUAAAAGAUAUAAGUGUUGAUGUUUUGAAUUGCUUAAUCAAUUUUAUAUAUACUAAGGAAUUGGAUACAAUCAAUAGUGAUAAUGCUGAAGAAAUAUUGAACGGAGCUGAAUUUUUACAAUUAGCUGAUGCUCGAGUUGAAUGCGUCAAAUUCUUUACAGAAAAGCUGAUGAAUGACGACAAUUAUUUGUCGAUUAAAGACAUGGCCGAUUUCAGAGACAUCACUGAGUUGUCUCAAAAUUGUAUAAAAUAUGCUCUAUCACGUUUCGAAUUUAUAUCCGACCUUCCAUCUUUUCUUGAUGAAGUAGACAUAGAACUACUAAUACAAUUGAUCAAUGACGAUAAUUUGAAUGCCUCAUAUGAAGUAGAUGUGUAUACAGCUGUCAUGGAUUGGGUAAAGCAUGAUCUAAGUGACCGAGAAUAUUUAUUACCAGGUUUGUUGAGUCUUGUUAGACUAGUAUUCAUUCCAACAAGGCAUCUGAUAAAUGAAAUGAAAGUAGAACCACUUAUUUAUUCUAAUCCUGAAUGUUUAGAGCUUUUCAACAGAGUAAUUGAUCAUUAUAAUUUUGAAUAUGGAGAUCCAUUAUCAAAGAUAAUAACAGGAGUAAGACCAAGAAAAAAUACUAAGAAAUUUAUCUACGAUACAAUGGAAAACCCACGUGCUGUAUUUAAGAUACCGGGUAGUACAAUUAAAAAAGAUACAAUAAAUCUUUUUUCUUUUUUAAAUCUUGACGGAAAUUAUUCUUCUGACAUUAAUACUGCAGAAUGGGAAGCAGGAAUGAAUGAAAUAAAUUUUACUACGCCUUGGUACGAAGGCUGGCAAAGUUUGUUUAGUGCUGAUGACAUUAGCAGAGACGAUGACUUAAUAUGAACAUAAUUUUCCACUCAAUAAACAAACACAAAUACAUUUCAUGUUUAUUUAAAUUUUUUAACUAAACAAUUAUUAUAUUAUACAAUACAUUAAUACAAUAUGAUAAUAUAUUAUAUAUUAAAAUGUGUGAUAAAUAAGAAGUAUAAUUAGACUUUAAUGCCCUUAUCGUAUCUGCCCAAGUAGAUUCUACUGUAUUUAUAAUUGUAUAAUAACACCUAACCGGAUAUACUAAUGUAUCUCUUCUUAGGUACGUAUAAGGGCGGAUCCAGACAUUUUCCAAAGGAGGGGAGCAUAUAAUAAAAAUUAUUAUACCUAGAUAUUUAGAUAUAAACAUACAUAUAAUUUAUAUUUAUGUUAUAAUAUCUUAUUUUUUAUUUCAUUUGGGGGGCACCACCUUUGCCCACUCCCUUGGAUCCGCCCCUUAUUACGAAGGUUAUACAAAUAGACACUCAUUGUAAUAUGUAGAUACUAGAUAUAUAAAUUACUAUUAAUUUAUAUUGACAAUUAAAAUAAUUUAAUAAACUUAUCAUUUAUAGUUAUUACUUACCAACUAAACAUAGUUGUUUUGUAUAGUUCAGAAAUGAUAUAAAAUGUCAAUUCUCAAUCGCAUAGUAUAUAUUGAGUAUGUAGUUGUUUUAAAAUUAAAAAAUAUUAUACAAUUAUUUACGUAAAAAACCUUUAAUAAUUUUCCUAAAUAUAGAUAAUAUUAAUUAUUGUGAAACAAAUUAUUAUUGUUUGUUCAGAUAUUUCUGAUAAAUUAUCUAUCUAGCAAAGAUUCAUUAUAAAUUUAUAAAUUUUUAAUUAAUUCGUAUUUUAAGUUCGGAAUAUUCGUUUAAAAUUUAAAUAAGUACAUUGGUAACAUUCACAAUUUAUAUACUAUGCAUUUUUUAUUUUUUUUAUUUUUAUUAACUAUUACAG